GGUGUCCUCAUAACUCUGUUUUACGAUGCACUUGAGGAUUUACGAUCACUCUCAGAUCACUCAGAUCUACGACGAUUUUCAAGUUAUGAUGAAGUUACGAUGCUUUUGGGAAACACGCGUCUAAGAUGAUGUGUAAAGAGUGUUCCAAAUGUACACAGCGAAUGUGUAAGAACAAAUGUAAAGAUGUAAUUUGUCAUAUUAGUGUGUAAAGUGAAUGAGGUGCAUUAGCUGUAUAUACGUUCAUCAGAGCGUCAGUGAUGACGUCAUGAGGGUGGAGAGUCAAACAGAGUGAAGAGUGAAGAAGACACACUGAGUGAAAUCUUCACCUGUAAUCCCCGAGGUGAGUUCGGCUCAUAAUUCUCUUGCGGUGCGUGUUGACUAUCUCUUCUAUUCUCUCUGGGUCUGCUUCUUCACCUUUACACGGUGACAUGGACAAACUCAUUCAUCUGAUUUUACUUUCUUGUCUUGUUUGUAUUCCAGCUAGUUCAGGAGAGAAUUUGGCAUUGAAAGGAACAGUUACACAGUCAUCCACAUAUCUCACCCAUGGAGCUCAAUAUGCCAUAGAUGGUGAAAGAUACAGAGAUGAAUUCUGCUCUACUACAGCCAAAGAAAAUAACCCAUGGUGGAUGUUGGAUCUCUUGAAUGUUUAUAAUAUUAGUCGAGUGAUCAUCACGGCUCAUGGCAGCUCUUUGGAAGAAACCAGUGGAGCAGCAGAGAUUCGGAUUGGAAACUCACUGAUCAAAAAUCCCACAUGUGCUGUGAUCGCCGAUCCUCUACCUGGUAAUACUGUCAGUUACUCAUGUCAUGGGAUGGAGGGACGUUAUGUGAAUGUGCUCAGAUCUGGACCACCAUCUCAUCUCAGUCUGUGUGAGGUGGAGGUCUAUGAAACAGACAAUUUAGCAUCCAAAGGAACAGUUACACAGUCAUCUACAUAUCUCACCCGUGUAGCUCAACAUGCUGUAGAUGGUGUAAGAGACGGCCAAGACAUUGGUACAUACUGCUCUUCCACAUCACUUGAGAGUGUCCCAUGGUGGAGGUUGGAUCUCUUGGAUGUUUAUGAGAUCAAUACAGUGAUCAUCAGUGCUAGACCAGACUGCUGUGUGGUUCAAACCAAUGGAGCAGAGAUUCUGAUUGGAAACUCUCUGGAAAACAAUGGAAACAACAACCCCAUAUGUGCCGUAACUUCCGGUCUUCUACUCGGUCACACCAUCAGUUACUCAUGUGGUGUAAUGGAGGGACGUUAUGUGAAUUUGUUCAUACCUGGAAGUAUAGUUCUCUCUCUGUGUGAGGUAGAGGUCUAUGGAAAAUUUUUAGGUCAAAGAACAAAAACCUUUCUGAGGCUGAAAUUUUCCUCCAGUGGUGAUGUAGCUGCCGAGAGCGACGACAUCCUCCAUCAGCUGCAGUCUGCUCUGGCAUCACACAUCUCUGUUUUGAAAGUGUCCUGGACACAACACCCCAAGAAAGAGGAAGAGAAAGAGGAGGAAGACACACGUAAGUAUCCUACAGUCAUGUGUUGUCAGGACAGGCCCCGCCCACAUCUGGACUCCAACAACAUGACCUUAUCAUAUUAUAUCAAUAUAAAAAUUCCUCAAUGGAGAGUAAACGUCAAAAUAAUCACAUGUGAAACAACCGAAUACAUGUAUAAAACAUCUUACCUUUAG
This is a messenger RNA of Triplophysa rosa, 1661 nucleotides long. RefSeq lists its product as uncharacterized. NCBI's taxonomy places the organism in Eukaryota, Metazoa, Chordata, Actinopteri, Cypriniformes, Nemacheilidae. The transcript has 8 exons. Bases 429 to 1661 code for a protein of 410 amino acids. The record is from RefSeq and is a predicted model, not a curated record.